GCCACUGAGUUUUAAAUAGCGAGGGAGAACAAGGAAAAAGGGUGUGAAGAAGAUGUCGGGCAUGGGAGACGGCUACGUGGGCACCGCCCAAGACGCCGUCAGGAUCCGUAGGCUCGAGAAGCAGAGAGAAGCGGAGCGCCAGAAAAUCCAAGAGCUCAAGACCAAGUCCCAAUCGGAACAGGGCCAACCCGGUCUCCUCCAAUUCGGCUCUAGUACCUCUGAGAUUCUUGAGACCGCGUUUAAGAAGGAAACUGUUGGUUUGGUUACGAGGGAGCAAUAUGUUGAGAAGAGAGUAAACAUUCGGAACAAAAUUGAGGAGGAAGAGAAGGAGAAACUUCAGAAACUACAACAGGAGGAGGAGGAGCUCCAAUUACAAAAGCGUAAAAAGAGAAAGAUCAAAGGGACUUCUCGUUUGUCAUUUGCAGAUGACUAUGAGAAUGGAAGUGAAGACGAAGAUGGGGAAAACAAAAGUUCUGACCCAGCAAAAUUUCGUGGUAAAUUGGGAAAAGAUCCCACUGUGGAAACUAGCUUUCUACCAGACAGUGAGCGUGAGGCUGAGGAACAAGCUGAGCGUGAAAGGUUGCGGAAACAGUGGCAACUUGAGCAAGAGCAAAUACGAAAUGAGCCCCUUGAAAUUACUUACAGUUAUUGGGAUGGGGCAGGCCAUAGGCGAACGAUCCAGGUACGCAAGGGUGACACUAUAGGAGAAUUUCUUCGGGGUGUUCAGCAACAACUUGCACCAGAAUUUCGAGAAAUUCGAACCACCUCUGUGGAAAACUUGCUUUAUGUGAAAGAAGAUCUUAUUAUUCCACAUCAGCAUAGUUUCUACGAGCUAAUUGUUAACAAGGCUAGGGGAAAAAGUGGUCCGCUGUUUCACUUUGAUGUGCACGAGGAUGUGCGAACAAUUGCUGAUGCAACAAUAGAGAAAGAUGAGUCUCAUGCUGGGAAGGUGGUUGAAAGACACUGGUAUGAGAAGAACAAGCAUAUUUUCCCCGCGUCUAGAUGGGAGGUACUCUUUUGCUCUCUCAAUGAAAUGAACAAGUAUCAAUUGUUGAUAUUGUGAAUCAAACUCUUCUAUAGAUUUCAUCUUUUUUUCUCUUUAGGGUGAAAUUUUCAUUUAAUAAAAUUAAAGAAAAAGCUCAUUCUAAAUUAACGAAUCAUUCAUUAUAAUAUGAUCCAACACAAGGGACUUUUAGUAAAACUAGAGUUAUGGGGAUGUAGAAAGACGCACGAUUUUCUUGCCUAAUUGUAAACUAUAACUUUUAAUCAACAGCUCUACAAUUACAUAGAACUGGAUAAUGAGAAUGAUCGGAAUCCAACAGACUUCUCAUUGCCUUUUCUUUUUACUUAAUCUAUUAUGGCAGAUAUAUGAUCCAACAAGGAAAUGGGAGCGAUACACCAUCCACGGCGACUGAUAGGAUUACUAUUAAGGACUUGGUUUCUCAUAUCCCCAGCUUUUGCUUAGAUUUUUUUAUAAAUUAUUUAGCUGAGUAUCAUGUGAUGCAGUUUUCAGUAGUAGUUCAAUUGCACUUUAAGGAAGAAAAUAUGUAUUUUUACAGAUUUUUGGACCUAGUUGCUAACCCAUACUGAUAUGUAUCUUAAUCUUUUCUACCAUCUAAUAAUUUGAUACUCUUUCAGUUUAUUUGAUU
Molecule: messenger RNA, 1649 nt
Organism: Cannabis sativa
Lineage: Eukaryota; Viridiplantae; Streptophyta; Magnoliopsida; Rosales; Cannabaceae
Product: protein XAP5 CIRCADIAN TIMEKEEPER
Exons: 11
Coding region: 53-1063 (336 amino acids)
Biological process (GO): chromatin organization
Cellular component (GO): nucleus
Source: RefSeq, a predicted model, not a curated record